Molecule: messenger RNA, 783 nt
Organism: Peronospora belbahrii
Lineage: Eukaryota; Oomycota; Peronosporomycetes; Peronosporales; Peronosporaceae
Source: the annotation of a GenBank genome assembly
AUGCUGCCUCGACGCACAAGUCGUUCCUUGUCUACUGUAGUAAAGGAUGAAGUACACAAGUUUAAUGCUGUUUCAUCGGACUGGUGGGCUCCAAAGAGCUUGUCAGGCAUGGGACCUCUGCAUCAGAUGAAUCCUGUGCGUGUCCAGUAUAUUCGUAAUCAUGUCAUUGAUCAUUAUGGACAAUCAACAGAUAAUGAUCCAUAUCCACUUCAUGGACUACGGGUGGCUGAUAUUGGCUGUGGUGGAGGUAUUCUGUCCGAAGCGUUGUGUCGCAUUGGCGGCACAGUGGUGGCUGUUGACCCUGGAGAGGAUAACAUUACUGCUGCUAAGAAACAUGCAGCAAUUUGUCGCCAUACGAGCAGCAUUGACUACCGUCUCUCUACAUCUGAUGAACUGGUAGCACAAGGAGAGAAGUUUGAUGUCGUGUGCUCAUUGGAAGUCAUUGAACACGUAUCUAACGUGCCUGCAUUUUUGCACUCACUCACUCCGUUGGUAAAGCCGGGUGGUCUACUGUUUCUCUCAUCUAUCAAUCGAACUUUUCUUUCGGCUGCACUUGCUAUUGGAGCUGCGGAAUAUGUGAUGCGAAUCAUUCCAGCAGGCACACAUGACUGGAACAAGUUUGUCCAGCCUGGUGAAAUUGAGGUCGAGUUAAGAAAAGAUGGGCUUACUUUGAAAGAUGUGUCGGGUAUUGUGGGUAAUCCGAUUUUCCGACGCUGGCAAAUCCAUCCGACGUGGACCGAUGUCAACUACAUUAUGUGCGCAUCAAUGUCUCAAGAGCAUUAA